AUCGAUCUUGGUGAUGAAUUUGGUUUCAUUUUAGUAAACAAAGGUUAAUCAGUUGAGAGUUAAGAUUAACAUGAUUAUUAGUUUGUUUUAUUUUUGUGUUACCGUUAAAUUAGUUAAUGUUUAACUUUAAGAUCAUCAAUCGACCUCUUUUGUGUUUAUAUCACUGGCAGAAAGGUAAGGUAACUUCGGAAAAUAAGACAACAACAACUGUAGAUCAACAUUCAACCAUGGAAGCAAAAUUUUCCCAUAUAUCGACAAUGGCGAGUUUUGUUGAGUUUUUUCAAAAAGGCAGAACUUUUCGACCAAAGAAAAAAUUUGAACCCGGUACUUUACGUUACUCUUUACAUAAACAUGCCCAUGCAUCAUUAAAUUCAGGAAUAAAUUUAGUUGAAGCGGUUAAAUUACCACCAAGAGAAAAUCUUUCCGAUUGGAUUGCUGUACACGUUGUCGAUUUUUUCAACCGAAUCAACCUAAUUUAUGGUACAAUAACUGACCAUUGUACAGAGGAAACAUGCCCAAGAAUGUCGGGUGGACCUAAAUUUGAAUAUCUUUGGGCUGAUGGUAAAAAGUUUAAGAAACCGACACCACAACCAGCACCCAAAUAUGUUGGCUUUCUAAUGGAUUGGACGGAAGCUCAAAUUAACAAUGAGGACAUUUUUCCCGUUAAAACCGAUGUACCUUUUCCCAAAAAUUUCAUCCCAACCUGUAAGAAAAUAUUAACUCGAUUGUUUCGAGUAUUUGUCCAUGUGUAUAUUCAUCAUUUUGACCGUUUGGUAGCCAUCGGUGCGGAAGCUCAUGUUAAUACUUGUUACAAGCACUUCUAUUAUUUUGUCACGGAAUUUGAUCUGGUUUCAGAGAAAGAAUUUGAACCUUUGACUGAAUUAACUCGCAGAAUUUGUCAUCUAUCAUCACCCAGAACCUAUGGUAAUCAUCAGAGAUAAAUAAAUACAGUGACAACAACAAAAGUGUUUCCUGUUGAUUAAAUUUAACAAUAAUAAUAAUCCAACUCUAAUUCAGUUCAUCAUCAACCUCAUCAUUUGUGGUCAAAGAAUUACCUUGAUUGUAAUCAAUUUAUCUCGCUCUUUGACUGGGCAUAGUUACUGACAAAAAGCAAUCCAUUGAAAUCAAGUCAUCUCUAAACACCAAUCAAUUUAUAUUUACGUAUCAUAAUUAUCAUGGAUCACGGUGCAAACCAAAUCAAUUUCAUCUUCAAUGGAUAAAUAUUAUAUAUACGCUGCCCCAUCAUCAUCUCCAUCAUCAUCUUCCCAUCAUCAUCAUCAUCACCAUCAUCUUAAGUAAUAAUAUAAUGACAAUAAUGUAAUAAUUGAUACCAUUGAUGAUUUCCAGCAAUCAAUUGACUUACAAAAAUCCUAACAAUUGGAAUCAAAUUUAACCAAAUUUGAUGAAAAUGAUUUACACAUUUUCAUUAAACAAUAUAAUUGAUAACAAAAUCAGUUAAUAGCUAAUUAAUUCUGAUUAUGGUUAGAAUUGUAAUAAUGAGAAAAGUAAUCUAAUCAUUUUUACAAAUUUCAUCGAAACAUGAUCAAUAUAUAUUUAAGUGAAUCAUUUAUUUGGUCCUAUUGGUCAAAUUUAAUCACAAUUUCCAAUGAUUCUGCUAAAUUAUGUAAUGUUAAUCAUUAAUUGUAAAUGUAAACAGCAAAAAGUAACUUAUCAAUCUAUUGGAAAUGAUUAAAAGUCACUCAGAACAA
Panonychus citri (citrus red mite) is the source of this 1709-nucleotide messenger RNA. RefSeq names its product MOB kinase activator-like 3. The coding region runs from base 117 to 941 and encodes 274 amino acids. Lineage: Eukaryota; Metazoa; Arthropoda; Arachnida; Trombidiformes; Tetranychidae. The record is from RefSeq and is a predicted model, not a curated record. Gene Ontology annotation, molecular function: protein kinase activator activity. The transcript has 2 exons. Gene Ontology annotation, cellular component: nucleus; cytoplasm. Gene Ontology annotation, biological process: signal transduction; positive regulation of protein phosphorylation.